GACGAACCUCCAGUAACAUGUGGCUUUCGGUGUCCCGAAGCACUGGCUGAUAAAAAUCAAAAGGGCACGAAAGAAAGAGACCAGAACACGUACUGUACUGUACAUUACAUCGGUGGGUCCUGAGUUGCUGUGUGCCUACUACAUGUACAGUAGCAAUGCUACAACUACAUCUUGACUACAAUAACCAUAUAGACUUCAAGAGUUGGGGCCUCAGUGUCCCAUAUCCGUGCCUAAUAUGACCAAGUACCGACCAACAUGUCACAAAAUGCGGGAACCAUGGUCCAUUAUCUUCCGACCGCCAGUGAUCGGGACUGGCCUCAGCAGCCGAUGCCAACGCCAGCCAUUGAGGCCAUAUACACAUACACAUCUACCACCCCGGGCCACCAGACAAGUUCACGGUCUUCGCAGCAGCAGCAGCAGCAGCAACAACAACAACAACAACAGUCCAAGUCUUUCAGAAGAAAUGAAAUCGCGCCACAUCCCCACACGCUCUGGCCCAUGGCAGACAUCCAACAUCCACGAUCUCCACCAAUCCCUCAAGGAUCAUCUGGACCUUGAACCGCUCGAGACACCAUCGUUGACAUUAAUUCCACCAGGCUUUCAUCACGUCACGCACAAUAUAAUCGUGGAAGAGUCCCAACUCUGUGAAGACGGUGCGGAAAGGAGACAUGCCCCCGGCAAUGGCGAUGAGUGGAAAUUUCGUGUCUGGGCGGGUGGACAUAUGAAGUUCGCUAUGCCGCUUAUCCACGCGGACACAAACAUCACCGAGUACGUAUGCGGGACGGAAAAGAUCACAAAUGUGCGGGUUCUGGGGGAUCCGAAACGAAGCAAGGAUGCGAAGAUACUGGUUACCUUGACAAAGUCUUAUUUCGGGACAGAGUCAAGCUCAACCCCAGAAUCAGAGACGGAACCAAAGUCAGAUUCAGGCUCCGCUUCUACAUUACUGAUCAGAGAAAACAAACACCUCUGUUUCAUGCGCCAUGUCCCGCCUAGUCUGCAAUCGCCGCUCGCCGGCGCAACCGGAGGACGUAGACUACCGCCCCCUUCAAGUUUUUCGGCUCCUUUCCACGCGCAGACAAUGACGCCCUCGCGCACUCUACUGUUCCGAUUCAGCGCGCUCAGCCAGAACGCGCAUGCCAUUCAUCUCGACGCCGACUUCACCAGACGAGUCUAUGGCAUUCCGAAUCUGUUGGUCCAGGGACCUCUCACUUCAGUGUUGAUGCUCGAGGUCCUCAGGAAAGCCCUGGCACUCUUUGUCCAACAGAGUGGACAGCUACAGAGCUCUCCACUUGUUGUUCGGGAGUUUGAAUACAAGAAUCUGUUGCCCUUGUUUGUCGACGAGCCCAUGACGAUUGCGUGCAAGAGGGCAGAAUCCGGUCAAGGGUCUGCUGCACAGGAUAGGUGGGAUGUUUGGAUUCAAAAGGGACAGGGUGAAAAUGAAAUGCUGGCUGUCAAGGGCAAAGCCCUUGUCGCGCCUGUUCCAGGCCCUCAGAAAGCACAUAAUAACCGAAAUGAAACAGGCAGAUGAGAGGGCUUCGAAAAGGAGAAUCUUCUUAUUUAUUGAGGCGGAAAGUCUUUCUGGAACCUUGUGUCCUGUUUGGCCACCUUGAACACGGGACAACUAGUAAUGUUCAUGCCAGAUGCUGCAUUACGAGUCGAGAGAGAUAUCCGGAAUUUCCCGCCAGGAUGCCUCACGUAUGCUUCCAGCCAUUCCAGGUCAAGAUGUGCUGUUCCGGAAUAAUGCACAUCUGACCAGUCUCCUCCCGUUUCUCAAGAGAAUUCGCACCUUCGGCCUUCCAUUGCUCCAAUUUCCUCGCCACUUCUUUCACCUGAGAAGUCACUCGAGGAGUGAUAUUCCGCUUGAUGCGGUUCAGCCACAUUCCCAUAACAUAUUGGGUUGACGACACAAACGUGUUUCCGGGUUGGAAAUGAGUCAGAUUGUAUGCCUCAACAGUGUAACCCACCCGCACAGCGGGGUUCAGGUAUAUGCCACCGCUUGCAAGGCUCAUGGAGGCCAGACCCUCGUAGAACGGAGUAGUGUCCAUUGUGAUCAUACCAUUCCAGCAUGAGCUGACUCUAGCGGCGCGACCCUCAAGCAAUGCUUGCCGAGAGUCCAAGGAGCGGAAGUAUGGGAAAGAAGCCAUGAUUGUACCAUCUCCUUCGCUAUCCCUUAGCACGAAAGUGUCGUAAUAUGCAGGCGGCGAAUAAAAGUCGAGAGCACAAGCGGCCGAGAACGAGCCUUGGUUUGUGGCGAGCAGAGAGAGGACGUCGCUGGGUCGAAACACGACAUCAUUAAGAAAUAAAAUCUUAUCGAAGUUGUGGCCCUUGGAAUGCAUAUCGAUGAGAGGCUGCAUGGCCUUGUUCCGUAGCCGCGCAAGGUACGGGAUGCGUCUCAGUUCCUUCCCAGCACCUGCUGUUGGGGUCUGUAUCCAGCCUGGGCGCGGGUUGCCCUGUUCGUCGAGGGGACCGGCAGCGAUCUCAUCGGCGUGCGUGGUAGGGUCGAGGACCACAGUGCGCGGAAUUUUGUGGUCGUCGAGGGCCUUAUCCAGAUACCCGAGGAUCUCCUUCGUAUUGUCCAGACUCCCACUCUCGUAUAUGCUCACGUGCACGUUGUCCUUGCCCAGGACUUCGACAAGAUCCAGCAGGGCCUGGC
Messenger RNA from Exophiala dermatitidis NIH/UT8656, 2653 nucleotides. RefSeq lists its product as uncharacterized. The transcript has 2 exons. The record is from RefSeq and is a predicted model, not a curated record. The coding region runs from base 236 to 1528 and encodes 430 amino acids. Gene Ontology annotation, cellular component: mitochondrion. Gene Ontology annotation, molecular function: (3R)-hydroxyacyl-[acyl-carrier-protein] dehydratase activity. Lineage: Eukaryota; Fungi; Ascomycota; Eurotiomycetes; Chaetothyriales; Herpotrichiellaceae.